UCAAAAUUCAGUUGUAUGUCCGGAUAUAAGACGGUACGAGGUGCGAGUUUGUAACAAGUCGUCGACAAAACAAGAAGCGAAAAAGAUUGAUGGUAUCAGAAAUCGAUGACACCAUAAUCAGACGACGAAAAGAUUUCAAGACAAGAUAUUCGAGUCGUGAACAGUGCAGUCUUCAAUCGUGAACAAUGGAGCAAAAUUCUGAGGACGAUUCAAGUUAUCGAUUAAACGGCGAUUCUUUCAUUAUAUCUGACAGUGAAGAUGAUGUUGUCGAAAAUUCCGCUGUUAAAGAAAAUUCAGUGCUUAAGACACGUGCGUUCGUCAUCGAUGAAAGUUACGACGAAGAUUUUCUGGAAAAUUCGACGCCGAAAAAAAAUGAAUCCAUUAGUAGUAAUGAUGAUACACCAGUUGCUCCUCUAACAAAACGCAUAAUUCAGAAAAAAUUACAAAUAAUAGAUUCUGAUUCAGAUAAAGAAAAUCUUGCAGAUUCUUUUAUUUCAUAUUCACCAAUUGAAAAGAAUCAUAAAAAAAGGAAGGAUAUUAGUCACGAUAAUACUAGGGAAGAUAUAAAAGAAUUAAAACUUUACUCUUCUAAUGAAUCUCUUGUUGAACAUAAUAAUUCACAUAAACAAGAUGAUAUUGACCAUGAAAUAUCAGAUUAUGAAAUAUCAGAUCAUGAAAUAUCAAAUCAUAAAAUAUCAGAUCUUGAAAUAUCAGAUAAUGAAGUGCUGGAAAGUAAAACUUCUCACGAUGUAGUUGCGACUAUCGUACUUGAUACAGAUUCCAGUUCUGGAAGAAACAGUGAAUCUGAAAUAGCAUUAUCUUUUGCAAAACAAGAAAUUGGUGUUGGAAAUAUAGAUCCAUUAGUAGCACAAAAGAGAGCAAUUAUGGUUUGCAAAUUGGAACAACUUAAAAAUCAAUUAACGAAAACAAAAUUAUUGCUCACUAAAGGAAACAUUGAAGUAUUACCCGAUAAAGGACAAAGACUACAUGAAAGUAUACGCGAACAAGAAAAAGAAAUUGAGAAAUUGACACUUGAAUUGGAAAAAACACCUUUGGUGCAAAGCUUAAAUAGUCCAAAAAAUAAAAUAUCAAAAGAAUCGCAUUCGACAAAAAAAGAAUUAUUGUCCAUAAAAGAUGAAGCAUACUCGGAUUAUUCAUAUUUAGAUAUUAAUAAUAUACCAUUGAAACCAACCACAUCUCCUGAAUUAAAGCAACUAGGCGAAAAGGCACAAGCGACAAGAGAUAGAGAACUCGCUCUAACAGUGGAACGAUUACAACAUUUGCAUGGAUCACUUAUUGCUCGUCCAGCAGAUAAUGAAAAAGCGGAUGAUCCAAAGGGAUUAAAAGUACAAUUAAUGCCACAUCAGCAGCAUGCUCUUGCAUGGCUUUUGUGGAGGGAACAGCAAAGACCGGCUGGUGGCGUAUUAGCGGACGAUAUGGGUUUAGGUAAGACACUGACUAUGAUAUCUUUGAUUAUGACCACUCUUGCUCAAAAAGAUACAGUAGAUGAAAGCGAUGACAGCGAUUCCGAAUGGAGCAACAAUCGUAAACCUUUGUAUUAUAAAGGUGGUACUCUAGUAGUAUGUCCUGCAUCUUUAUUGUUUCAAUGGGAGAGUGAAGUGCAAAACAGAUGCAAACGCGGUUUAUUGUCUGUUGAGAUAUAUCAUGGUAGCAAUCGAGAGAGUGUUCCUAAACGCUUGUCGAAAAAUGAUAUAGUUAUUACGACAUACAAUAUAUUAAGUCGAGAACAUAAAACCAAAUCUACAUUAUAUAAGAUUAACUGGAAAAGAGUGAUACUUGAUGAAGCUCAUAUAGUAAGAAAUCAUAAGAGUCAAGCAUCCUUGGCUGUUUGCGAACUCAAGGCGAAUAAACGGUGGGCUCUUACUGGCACACCUAUACAAAAUAAAGCAUUGGAUGUAUAUUCUAUCCUAAAGUUUCUCAAAUGCUCGCCGUUUGAUGAUUUACGAGUUUGGAAGCGAUGGGUAGAUAACAAGAAUGUUGCAGGUCAUCAAAGAUUGGCGACAGUUAUGAAAACCUUGAUGCUGAGAAGGACUAAGCAAGAGCUAAUAGAGAAAGGGGAAUUGGGAUCUUUACCCGAGAAAUCUAUUGAGGAAGUGAUGGUGAAACUCGAUCCAGAGGAACAGUUGGUGUAUGAGAAAAUUUUAAUUUAUUCCCGCACUCUGUUUGCACAGUUUUUAGCUCAAAAAGCAGAGAAGGAACAUAUGUUUGAUUUGGAUGGUGGAAAGUAUAAUACACCUGCUUAUCUUUCAAAUCCAAAUAAAGAAACGAAGUUUUCAAAAGCUCGAGACAAAUUAUUAGCGAUGCAUGCCAAUGUAAAAACGCAUGAAAUCUUAGUGCUUUUACUACGAUUACGUCAGUUGUGUUGUCAUCCAGCAUUGAUUCAUGCGAUGUUGGAUCAGGAUGACAUGAAACAAAGCGGGAUAAUGGAUGAAGAUAAUGAGGAUUCUGAUUUAUUGAAUAAAAUGAAUAAUAUAUCACUUAAUGAAAUCGAUAAGGAAGAUGUUAGUAUUGAUAAAAAAAUAGAAGAAAAUCUACUUACUGCUGAGAAUCCGGUAUUUGAUAAUAAUCGCAUUAGUUCUAAAAUGAGGAUCUUGCUUAAUAUGGUUGAAGAAAUUUUACAAAAGAGUGAGGAUAAACUCAUUAUCAUUUCGCAAUGGGCUACUCUGCUAGACAUUAUAGCAUCACAAUUGUCUUCAAUAAAAGGCGUUACAUUAACCAAAUUAACCGGAAGUGUCGCUAUCAAAGAUCGCAAAGAUGUAGUAGAUUCCUUUAACAGUCGAAAUUCUGGUCCAAGAAUCUUGCUACUUUCUCUUACUGCUGGUGGAGUAGGAUUGAACUUGGUUGGUGGCAAUCAUUUAUUAUUAUUUGAUAUCCAUUGGAAUCCACAACUAGAAACACAGGCGCAAGACAGGAUUUAUCGCUUUGGUCAGACAAAAAACGUUUACAUCUACAAAUUUAUCUGUGUUGAUACAAUAGAACAACGUAUAAAAGCUUUGCAAGAACGAAAGCUCGAAAUAGCGAACAAUGUUCUGAGUGGCGAUAAGAAGAACGCUGCUAUGAAGCUCUCUCUCAAUGAUCUUAAGUCACUAUUUGGUUUUUAAUUUCUAUCUUGUGAUAUAUAUAAAUAGAAUGUACAAAGAUAAUACGAAAAUAGUUACAUGUAUACAUACAUAAUUAUUUUAUUUAAACUUUAAGCGUAUAAAA
Molecule: messenger RNA, 3225 nt
Organism: Cataglyphis hispanica
Lineage: Eukaryota; Metazoa; Arthropoda; Insecta; Hymenoptera; Formicidae
Gene: lds
Product: transcription termination factor 2
Exons: 12
Coding region: 186-3122 (978 amino acids)
Molecular function (GO): ATP binding; ATP-dependent chromatin remodeler activity
Source: RefSeq, a predicted model, not a curated record